Molecule: messenger RNA, 3442 nt
Organism: Pectinophora gossypiella (pink bollworm)
Lineage: Eukaryota; Metazoa; Arthropoda; Insecta; Lepidoptera; Gelechiidae
Exons: 2
Coding region: 156-3428 (1090 amino acids)
Source: RefSeq, a predicted model, not a curated record
UCGUUUUCUUCAGAAAAGUUUGACAUAGAGAGAUUGAAAAGUUCUUAUUUUAAAUAAAAUACCUUGUGAUAAGAGUUAAAUAGUGAAUAGUUUCACAGUUUGUGAUUGGAUUUACUUGCUAAGAAUCUUGUUGGCAUAUACCGGUCUACUUACGAAUGAUGGAGUCAUUGAUAAUUUCUAGACUCCAAGAUAUAAUAAAUCAUAUCGAGAUUGUGACGAAACAGUGCGAAACAUUCUUACAAAAGGAAAUAAGUGAUAUUGACAAACAGCAAGCAGAAAUUGCUACCAAGAAAUUGGAAAAUCUUCAUUCUCGUUUUUCAACUGAAUUAAACAAUUAUUUUCGAUUGAGUAUCGAACCAUCUGCUGAUGACAUCUCAAUGUUUAGUGCUAUUCAAUUAAAUUCCGAGGAAAUUCUCAUAGAGUUGACCAUAAAGUUAAAAGAUUUGCGUGAAGACCGAAGUGAACGGUCAAAUAAAGCUACUUAUAGUGAAUUACCAAAAUUGAACUUACCUGAGUUUAGUGGUGAUGUGUUGCAAUGGCAACAGUUCUGGGACCAUUUCACAUCAAAUAUUGAUAGUAGACACUUACCGGACGUGGACAAAUUAUUGUACUUGAAGGCUUCAUUAUCUGGAGAUGCGAAGAGAGCUGUUGAAGGAUUAGAAACUACAAAUAGAAACUAUGAGAUUGCUGUAUCGAUUCUUAAGGAACGAUAUGGUAAGGAACAUUACAUAAUUGAUGCUCACUAUGCUGCCUUAUAUAAAAUUAAGGCUGCGGACAAGACUGCUGAAGAUUGUCGGAGAACUCUUAAUGAAGUAGAGCGGCAUCUACGAGUUUUAAAUUCACUUGGUGAGAAUACUAACCAUAACCAUCUGCGGUUUAUUAUUAUUGAAAAGUUUCCUGAAGAGAUAGUGUAUGAGUUAAAGAUGUUGUUAAAGACAGAUUCUAUUGAAGAUAUGAGAAAACAAUUAGAGAUUAUUAUUUCAGCAAGAGAGGAUGCUAAUAGAAUUGCUCAAGAGAAAAGUCAAAAGGAAAUUAGACAUUACACUGUUGAGACAUUCCACGGUACAGAUAGUGUGAACCAACAUAACCCGUCAAGCGGUUCAAGAAGGUUUAAGAUUCAAGAACGUUUUAAGAAUUUAAAGGAUAAACAUCAGGAUUGGAAAAUGAAAAUGAGAUUUGCUCCUAACUACAAAAAUAAUAAUUACAAUAAUAAUAGAAUGCUUCCUAAUAAAAGAAAAUUUGAAAAUUCAUAUGAGAAAGAUAUAAACAUGAAAAAACCAAGAUUAAAUUGUAUUUUCUGCUCAGGAGCACAUUACAAUGAUCAAUGUAAGACUGUAAGAACUAUUAAGGACAGACAAAUUAAAUUAAAGGGCCGAUGCUUUUAUUGCUUUGUUCAAGGUCAUUGGAGUAAGACAUGUAAAAUAAAUAAAAAAUGUAUACAUUGUGGAGGAAGGCAUAACAGAGCUUUAUGUCCAAAAGUUUGUGAUUCUGUGAAAGUGAAAACAUUGCAUACAAAUACUUCAGACAAAUCUGGAAAUUCUACAACGGUGUUACAGACAGCAGUAGUUACUGUAUUAAAUGAAAAUAAAUGCGACAAAGUGAAUUGUCGGAUCCUUAUGGACUCUGGCAGUCAACGUUCAUAUGUAACAAAGAGGAUUGCUACUGAAUUGAAUUUAGCUGUAAUAGAAGAACACCAUCUUUCCGUCUUCACCUUCGGGACUGAUCAACCAUUGGAAUAUGAUAGUCCAUUAGUGAAAUUAAAUAUACUUACCAGAACUAACGAAGAAGUCGUACUGUAUGCCAAUGUUGUACCAACCAUUGCACAGCAUGUUAGUUAUUCCGGAGAAGAACUUUAUCAUUGGAAAAAUGAAUGUAUCUUAGCAGACGAUGGUUCACUUGGUGACCAAGUGGACAUCCUCAUCGGCAAUGACUAUUAUUUCAUGGUUAUAGACACAACAAAGAAACGAAUAAGUGAGAACUUAUUUUUAGUGGAUUCUAAAUUUGGAUGGAUGUUGACAGGGAAAACAGAAAAGAAAAAUAUAGAUAAUUUAUCAGUUAUUACUUACUUUCAAUCAAAUAAAGAAACAAAAUUGAAUAAACCGGACUUACCUUUAGACAACAUGCACCUGAAGAACUUAUGGGACCUUGAAUGUAUUGGAAUUACUGACUCUCCCAACACUACUAAAGAGGAAGAAGCUAUGAAGAACUUUAAUGAUAACACAAAAUACAAGGACAAGAGAUAUUUUGUAUGCUGGCCAUGGAAUAAUAAUGUUUCAAAUCUACCUACUAAUCUUGGACUAGUGACAGGAAGAUUAAUCAAUUUAUUAAGACGAAUGGAUAAAGACACAUUAAAGUUAUAUGAUGAGACAAUUAGAAACCAACUUGAAGAUGGAAUCAUUGAAGCUGUUCCCUCUGAUGAAAUAGAUCACAGUAUACAUACCAUACAUUACCUGCCACAUCAUGGAGUAAAGACACCUGGAAAAGCUGUUCGUAUUGUAUAUGAUGCGUCAGCAAAACUGAAACAAGGAGUUAGUCUCAAUGAAUGUCUUCGAGCUGGACCAGUAUUACUAGAAGAUUUAACAGGAUUAUUGAUAAGAUUCAGAUCUCAUAAAACAGCAAUAACAGCAGACGUUGAAAAGGCAUUUUUACAAAUUGGACUUCAAGAUGACAGUAAAGAUGUUACUAGAUUUCUAUGGCUCAAAGAUAUAACAAAAGCAGCUACUGAUGACAAUAUUAUACACCUUCGCUUUUGUCGAGUACCGUUUGGGGUCAUCUCUAGUCCAUUCUUGUUAAACGCAACUAUCAAAUACCAUUUAAUGCAGUCGGCUAAUAAGGCUGUACAACAAGUUUCUGGUGACAUAUAUGUAGACAAUUUGGUUACUGGGACGAAAACGACAUUACAAGCGAUUACAUUAUACAACAAUUUAAAAAGAGAAUUUGAGAAGAUAUCUAUGAAUCUAAGAGAGUGGAGUUCCAACUCGAAAGAAUUUAAAGAGAAGAUACCAGAUGUACUUGACAAAGAAGUUGUCAAGGUUCUCGGCUUAGACUGGAAUACAAACAAAGAUACAAUCCAAUUGAGACCAAACAAUGUUGACUUACAAACUACUAAACGAGGAGUCUUAAGGACAAUUGCUUCUACUUACGAUCCAUGUGGAUUUGUUGCACCAUCGUUGUUGUCACCAAAAUUGUUCAUGCAAGAUCUGUGGAAAAGCAAAAUUAAAUGGGAUUCAAAGUUACCAAAAGAAUUAUUUGAAGAAUGGAGAAACAUAUAUAAUAAUUUAGAAACUGAACAGGAAGAAAUACCCAGAUAUUAUACAAAGGACUUUGAAAGUAAAGAAAAUCAGUUACAUUGUUUCACAGAUGCAUCAACGAAGGCUUAUGCAGCUGUAGUAUGUAUAGUAAAUGAAAAUGGCAAAGAAUGUUCAUGAAGUUACAAAGUCAU